Molecule: messenger RNA, 723 nt
Organism: Acanthoscelides obtectus
Lineage: Eukaryota; Metazoa; Arthropoda; Insecta; Coleoptera; Chrysomelidae
Source: the annotation of a GenBank genome assembly
AUGCCCCUCCCCCUGUUGAUUUUCCCGCGACAAAAGAAGAGACAAGAAUUUGAAUUGGGCUUGCCACCUGGAGCUUGGAUUGCGGCAAAUGACUCUGGAUGGAUGACUAUGGAAGUGUUUUUCGAAUGGUUCAAGAAGUUUAUUAAAUUUUCUGGUGCAAAAAAAGAAACUCCCGUGCUCUUACUAUGUGAUGGACAUGCAUCUCAUACGAAAAACAUCGAUGUAAUAGAUCUGGCUCGAGAUAAUGGCGUUAUUUUAUUAUGUUUCCCACCGCACUGUUCGCACAGGCUCCAGCCUCUAGAUGUGGCAUUUAUGAGACCUUUAAGUCUAUACUACGAAGAUGAAGUGCGAAGAUGGUUGCAGUCAAACCCAAGUAAGGUUGUUACUUUAUUUCAAAUUUCAACCUUAUUUGGACAAGCUUUUACUAACGCCGCUAAUAUGAAAACCGCGCUAAAAGGUUUUGAAAAAACUGGUAUUUGGCCAACAAACGAGGGAAUUUUCACUGACGAUGACUUUUUACCAGCCGAGACAACUAAUAUUCCCAUUGCUGAGACAGAAAUUGCCCCUACUCAAGUAACUCAAGUCGAUGAUUUUCCAGAAAAUAAUUCCUUCAAUGAUCCCUCAACCCCACCUCUCAGAGAACUAAAGGAAACUAGCAACGAAACUCAAAAUGGCUCUUUACCCUGGAUGUCUGACACUCCUAUUGCACCAAUAAAAAAGUGA